AUGGCCAGCGUCUUGGAGAUAGCUGGACCAUCCCUGCUGGUUUACCUUGAACUACGUGACAUGUGCAGCGUGCUGGUGUCGCACCACUGCGCCACGCGCGCCCUGGCGCUGCCGUCCCUGCUGUCCUGCACCCGUCGCCUGAAGCGCAGCAAAGCGGCGGAACGGCUCCGCACCGAGCUGCGGAAAGGCGUCUGGCCGGAGCCCAAGAAGCAACGUCGUUUGAAGGAUUUCUUAGAGUCCGUGGAGAUUUUAAGCCACAGCGAUCCUGUUGGACCAGCGCGAAUAGGUCCCGAGCCCCUUCUGCAAGCGGUGCUUGUGCUCUUGAACGACAGCUGCGGCCGCGUGCAACGAGCCGCUCUCAAACUCCUCGGUGACUUGGGGGAUGAAGCGGUGUCUCCGGAGUGCCUCCAAAGUCUCCUGAAAUCGUUGCUUUUGGCGGCCCAACACGCUGACGAAGCGGUGCGACUAGAGGCAGUCGAGGCCAUACAGACCGCGUUGUGUCGCUGGUGGCCGGGAUGCCUGACGGAGGAGCAACAGCACAUGUUGCUCUUCGCCCUGGGAUGUGCACUGAAAGAUAGCUGCCCACACGUAUGUGCGAAAGCAAUGACAGCCUUGAGCACCGUGUCGCAGUCCUCAAGAGGAUUGUCUGCUCAGGUCUUUACGCCGGCGGCAGAUCUGCUGGAGCAUCAGGAUCGCUUCGUGCGCGCCCGCGCCUGCGCCCUGCUGGGCCGCCUGCGGUCGACUCCCGAGGUGACGCAGCUGUUGUCCUUGCGGUGCGAAGAUAGCAGCAGCUUGUCGGAGUUGACGGUUAUGUCCCGAAAUCUUCCGCAGCCAUGGCUGAAGCCAUCCCCUCCCGUCCGCGCAACGCGCACGUCGUCGGGCCGCGACGGGGUCCGCGCUCUCGGCGCGGGGGCGGAGCACAGCGGGAGCCCAGAAGGAGACAUGAUUCACGAGCCCAUCACCGCACGGCAGGGCGAUUUCCUUGAGGAGCCGGUGAGCGAUCCUCGUCGGCGUCAGGCUUCGCCCGGCUUUGAUGAAGAUGGACCGCUCAGAAAGCAGGCUACAUCCUCUUCACCAGCACCAAGAGACAUACGACAAGCUGAGCCACUGGCUACCUUGGAAGAUUUUGAAGACAAGGAGGCCAUAAAAGCAACGCUGGGAGUCGUGAACCGCAGACAAGAAGAGUGGCAGCGACAGCUUCAGUCUGUGGAUGAGAAGCAGGCGGAACUGGCGCAUAUCCAGUGGAAGCUGAUCCGGGACCAGUCCUCCUCGUUGGUCAAAGAGCUAGCGAUUGUGCAGACGCAGCUGAAGGACUUGAAAGCGGAGUCCCGGAGAGCGCUGGUCGAGUGCGAACGUGCCUUUCGCGACAACGAAGCGAAGCUCAACGAGGAGCGGGGCUUGCGUUUGGCGAUGUUUGAAAGCUUGGAGAAAGGGAUGAGAAAGGUCCGCUCCGACAUGGACGUGGAGGCUCAGGAGCGGCAAGCAGCGAAUGCAGAGGUGUCCCAAAAGGUCAAAGCUUUGAGCGAGGAGCAUAACGUGAGGUUGCGCGAACAACAAGCGCAAGACUUGCAACAGCGACGCCUGCGGGAGGAUCUCAAGGUUGCCCUGGAGGACUUGGACGCCUUGAAGCAAACGGUGUGUCAAGAACUCUCUGAGCGUCGGGAAGGGGAGGAAACCCUCAGUGAACUGCUCAGGGAGGUCAGAGAAAAUCUCCAGAAGGAGGCCCAGAAUCGAACGGCAGCAGAGGAGGCCAUCAAAGAAGGCUUCCAGCUGUCCCUGGACCAGGAGAAGGCGGACCGUGCCGCGGAGGGCAAUUCCUUGCGUUCCUUGCUGAGCAGCCUCCAGAAGGAGCUGUCAGGGCUUAAGGAGGCCAACAGCCAGCAGCGGAACAAGUUGGCGGAGGUGGAUCAUUCAUUCAAUGCACUCAAUGCACGAAUGAAGGAGCUGCAACAUAGUCUGGAAGAUGAACUUCAAAAACGUGCCGAGUCAGCACAACGACUGGACCAAAGUGUCAAGGACUUGCAAAGCUCCAUUGAAACUGAGGUGGACAACCGAAAGAGUUUGGCGGAGGAGGUCGACCAUGUCUUGAAGUCCAUGAAGUCGAAAGUGAAGAAUCUGGUGUGUGAGCAGGGGGAGCUGUCAAGGCAAGCGAUUGAGACGGCCAGAAAACAGCUACAGGAACAGCUUGACCGAGAGAUGAAGACUCGAGAGGCUGUACAAGGCAAGUUGCAAUCAGCUUGCGAAGAUCAGCGGCUGAUGUUACUGGAGAGCAACGAGAGGAACGAGUCCUUGCUUCGGGAACUGGAACGCAGGUGUCAGGAACAACUCACCAUGGAAUUGAAGGAGGUGGAAGCUGCCCAGAUUCGAUUAACAGAGGAAACUCAUCGGCAGCUGAGAGACCUGCGGGAAUCCUCUGAGGAGCGCUGGCUGGAAGAGCGUCAGGCGCGCGAAGCGCAGGUCCAAGGCCUUGAGGACCACGUGGAUUUCUUGGAGGGUUUCCUGCAGGAUGCGCGCGAACUGUUCCUCCAGCGGGGCUCACGGCAGAGGCGAUCAAAAAUGUCGCAAUCUCCCAGGCCUUUAGAUGGCCUCAGUGAGACGCCUCGCAGGUUGUCAGACACACGAGGUGGCCUGGGAGCCUUUGUAAAUGACUGA
Cladocopium goreaui is the source of this 2652-nucleotide messenger RNA. Lineage: Eukaryota; Dinophyceae; Suessiales; Symbiodiniaceae. The record is from the annotation of a GenBank genome assembly.